This is a messenger RNA of Carassius auratus (goldfish), 3931 nucleotides long. Its product is annotated as muscarinic acetylcholine receptor M1-like. Gene Ontology annotation, biological process: positive regulation of smooth muscle contraction; G protein-coupled receptor signaling pathway, coupled to cyclic nucleotide second messenger; chemical synaptic transmission. The transcript is spliced from 2 exons. The record is from RefSeq and is a predicted model, not a curated record. The coding region runs from base 320 to 2161 and encodes 613 amino acids. Gene Ontology annotation, molecular function: G protein-coupled acetylcholine receptor activity; G protein-coupled serotonin receptor activity. Gene Ontology annotation, cellular component: synapse; dendrite; plasma membrane. Lineage: Eukaryota; Metazoa; Chordata; Actinopteri; Cypriniformes; Cyprinidae.
GUUAUGUGAACAGAAGGAGCCUCAAAAUCUGAUUGCAAGUGGUCACAGGAGACACAUGUUUGAGAUGCACGUUAUUACCAGGUGUAAACAGCAAUGCAUUUAGUCUGACCACUUGUGAUCGCUCCGAGAUGGAUGAUAAUACCUGGUGUAAACAGGACCAUAAUCAUCCUUCCAGAUACAUGUAGACUGUACGAUGAUGACACCUAUUGACUCGUUGGCUACGACGCACGUUUAUGUAGAAGAAUAAAACAUCAUUAGCAUACGCUAGUGGUAAAAAAAAAAGAUCAUAGUGAAUCACACUUUGACAGUAGAAGUUUUUAUGUGUGCUGAGUACCGUGGGAGCAGCGAAAGGGGAAGAAAUAAGAGAAUAUGCCCGGCUUGCACUAUGGACUCCAACAGCACCGAGUUGGGCCUUUACUCGCCAUCCAACAUCCUUGGAGUGGAAGUCUACCUGGCAUCCACUCCGUGGCCACUGCUCCAGAACACAAGCCUCAUCAACCUCAGUGCCGUAUUCAAGCUCAAUGGGAGUAAUUUCGAGGUUGAAGGUCAAUCCUAUGAUCCUCUGGGGGGUCACUCACUCUGGCAGGUCAUUCUCAUCGUUGUCUUUACAGGACUGCUCUCUCUUAUUACUAUUAUUGGCAAUAUCUUGGUCAUGGUGUCAUUUAAGGUAAACCGUCAGCUCAAAACGGUUAACAAUUACUUCCUACUUAGUUUAGCCGUGGCAGAUCUUAUCAUUGGGGUCAUCUCUAUGAACUUGUACACCACCUACAUUGUCAUGGGCCAGUGGGCAAUGGGAAACUGGGCAUGUGACCUCUGGCUAGCAAUAGACUAUGUAGCCAGCAACGCAUCUGUCAUGAAUCUGCUGGUCAUUAGCUUUGACCGAUAUUUCUCCAUCACAAGGCCUCUGACAUACCGUGCCAAACGUACCACCAGGCGGGCAGGAGUGAUGAUUGGCCUGGCAUGGUUUGUGUCGCUCAUACUUUGGGCUCCUGCCAUCUUGUUUUGGCAGUAUUUUGUAGGAGAAAGAACUGUUCCACUGGAUAAAUGUUACAUUCAGUUUCUCUCCGAGCCUAUUAUUACAUUUUGCACCGCGGUGGCGGCUUUCUACCUGCCGGUGACGAUAAUGAGCGUUCUAUACUGGCGAAUAUACAAAGAGACAGAGAAUCGUUCUCGGGAACUUGCAGUAUUGCAAGGCUCAGUUGGAAGGUUCGGAGGUGUCGAGAGGCCGCACUUCCACCUCCACACCACUAGAAGCAGCAGCAAUUUCGAACUGGGCCAACCUGGCCACAAACAAAGCUCCGUUACUGGCCUGAGUGGGCGAUUCCACUGCUGGGGGUGGAAGUCAGGUGGGAGGGAUAAAGGUGGGCCACACCGGGAGGGAGAUCAAAGUAGCAGUGACAGCUGGAACAACAAUGAUGCUGGACUGUCAGCUGACCAUUCAGGCUCAUCUGACGAUGAUGAGAGUGCACCGUCCACCACGCGGGCAAUCUUCUCUAUUGUUCUCAAUCUGCCUGGCAUGAGGGCAGCUGUAAACUCCCAGGUCACUUCUUGUGAGGAUUUGGACACAGAGGAAGAUCCAUUACGGCCCCCUGUGGUGAACGACGACAGGGAUGGCAGCAUCUCGCGCUCAGUCAGCAACGGGGAUAAGCGGUUUAUCGGAAGCAUUAGUAAAGUUCAUUCGAUGUCUGCUAUACAGUCGUCGACAGAGCCGAACGUAGAUGGCAACAGCACCGCCGUCAAAUCUCCCUCAGCACCCAUAACUUUCCGAGAGGCAGCUUUAGCUAAACGUUUCACAGCUCGCGCAAGGACGCAAAUCACCAAGCGGAAGCGCAUGUCGCUCAUAAAAGAAAAGAAAGCAGCGCAAACUCUAAGUGCCAUUCUUUUCGCUUUCAUUAUAACCUGGACGCCUUAUAACAUCAUGGUGCUAGUAAACACUUUCUGCAAUGGCUGCAUACCUGAGAACCUUUGGGCGCUAGGCUAUUGGCUAUGCUACGUUAACAGUACAGUAAAUCCUAUGUGCUAUGCCCUUUGCAACAAGACAUUUCGUAGCACUUUCAAGAUGAUCCUGCUAUGUCGCUGGGAUCAGAAAAAAAGCAAGCCAAGCUUUCCACAAAGACAGACUGUGAAGUUUCACAGGAGCAUACCGACAGACUCCACAUAGCAACUUGGCUAAUUUGCUAAUGCUAACAUGUAAAUUGCGAGGGGUAAUUCCUAAUUAGUAUCUGUACUAUAUACUGAAGCUUUAAUGUGUGAAUCUCAACGUGGACGUGUAGUUCAGUCACUUAUUAUCCCGGUUCACUAGAUUGUAACAUUUUAAGACACUGUGAUUUAGUGUAAAAAGAGCUUCAGUGAUACUGAAGCACAACUGAGCAAGUGCUGUGGCCAUCAGUACUUCCUGUGGAUGUUUUAUAUGCCUUACUAAAUCUGCAGUGGCAACUUGCAGGAGUUCUGCUGUGACAUUAUAAAGUACAUUAGAAGUGGAGACUGUAUAUUUUGAACCUUAGAGAGCUGAUCAGAUGUGAUACUCAAUUAAUUGUCUGAAAAUUUUGGGGUUGAAUAUUAAAUCUCAUUGUUGUCAGUCAACAGAAACUAAGAUUUUUAAAUUAGGUGAUGUAUAUCAAAGUAUUUACAGUGAAGAUAUUUCUUUUUGUAAGUGAAGUUUGCUGAUUUCUGUGAAAGCGUGCCUCACAGAGGUUCAGUAUCUUUGCUGUCUCUGUAAGUGUAAGUGUUCUUCUGCAACAUGUGAGCCACAGUUGAACAGUUUAUAGGUUUUUCUCUCCUGUUGAGAUUUUUGGUUAUUCAUAAACAGCACUUCCGUAAGCUGCUCUUGUAUAAAGCGUGGUUGUUUACAUUUGUUUUGUUACAAGUAUUUUAAUAGCUGUUGUGUAGGUUUUUAGUGCACAUUGAACAUGUUUGGAAUGCCUUAUGUUUGGACUUUGAGAUUGUGCACUGAAUAAACUGGGCUAGCUGUGAAAUCAUUUAUGAAACCUAAAGAAUGUUUUUAACUGUUUAAUUGACUUUCAUAUUUUGACAUUAGUGUGUUGGAAUGUAAUUCCAUUUGCAACCAAACUGUUUGCUCUGUCACCAACAGAUUUGGAAAUUACAGUUUUUAACAUCAGCCAAAUUAGUUACCAAAAGUAGCUGCAGAUUUGCUUGAUAAGGAGCACACAAAAUACAGACCUAUCAAUCAAAUGUGUGUUUCUUCAACUGUGGGCUCCUUUGGCACUGUGGAGAAAAUAAGUUUAUUCAAUUUGCCCACUAACUACUGUAUAUCCAGCAGUGAACUUACAAUUCAUGCAUUAUGUUAUGUCGUUAUGUCAUAUAAACAGUGUAAUUUCCAUCACAUCUCAAAUUAUGUUUUUAAUAACAUUAAUAGAGUUUAAUAACAUACUGCAAUUGAAAUUGUAUGAACAUUUAUGGAAUGCAAUCUAUGGAAUCCUUUUUCAUGCUAAAGCUAAUUUCAUAGCAUUUUACAGUACGUAUCCUAAAAAUACACUAUUAAAUAAACUUUUUCACAAAAAUUAAAGCUUGAUUGGAAAUUACACAAAUUGUACACUUGCCAUUCAGUUCCAACCCUUUGGGUUGUCAGGAAAUAAUAAUCGCCUGAUUUGUAACUUACCCACCAUUUGUAUUAGGAACAGUAUUUAAAAAAAAAAAAAAAAUGUUUUUAUGUUUUACAUUGCAAAAGAGGCUGUCUGAUUUGUAAGGCCUUGUAAGAUCAAAGUUAAAAUUGAGCUUCUGUGCAUUGUGUUAUUUGUGGCUGUGUUCUUGUUUUGUUCCAGAUGGGCUGUGUACAAGUCAGAGUUUAAUGAUAGAGUUUAUGUCAGAUUUGUGAUAACUGUUGAAUGUUACAAAAAAUACAGCCCAGUACAAAAUGCAUUUUUAUCCUCAGAUUGUUUCUCAAAAUAAAUGUUCAAUUUUAAAAUGUAUC